This is a messenger RNA of Drosophila simulans, 6592 nucleotides long. RefSeq names its product peripheral plasma membrane protein CASK (gene CASK). The transcript is spliced from 20 exons. Gene Ontology annotation, molecular function: ATP binding; calcium/calmodulin-dependent protein kinase activity; signaling receptor binding. Gene Ontology annotation, biological process: regulation of neurotransmitter secretion; protein phosphorylation. Bases 532 to 3312 code for a protein of 926 amino acids. Gene Ontology annotation, cellular component: cytoplasm; neuron projection; plasma membrane. The record is from RefSeq and is a predicted model, not a curated record. NCBI's taxonomy places the organism in Eukaryota, Metazoa, Arthropoda, Insecta, Diptera, Drosophilidae.
GGAGUUCUAGUUCCCGGCGAACCGGUUCAGUUGCAACCAGUUCUUCGCCAAUCAAUUCCUCACGGGCCGUGUUUGUUUUAAGUUAAAAUUAGUAAAUUACCCAAUGCAAUCAGCUUGCCAGGCGAUUCCGUGGUGCGCACCUAGACAAUCGAGUGCUAAUGCUAUUCGUUAAAAUGCCAAAAACCAGCGGCCGUUGAAAAAUCGCUGCCAAAUCGCGCAAAAUGCAUUUUUAACAUCAGCAGCUACGAAAACAGCAACAGCAUUAGCGGCAACAACGAAUCAACGAUUACAGCAACAAUACCAUUAACAACAAAUCAUCAGAAGAAACCGAAGGAAAACGCUCAAAGUCUUGGAGUUGCUCACUGGCCGCUUAGUUUUUUGUUUAUUUUUUAUGUUCGUUUUUGGUGGGCAGUAGGCGACGGGCAAAAGGAAGCGGGAGAAGGAAAAGCGCCGGACACGAAAAACAGGACACAACUCAUCAAUAUUCGAAAAAGCAAUUGAGUCGAGGCAUCAAUUCAUCAAUUAUUCAAAAUGACCGAAGACGAAAUUCUCUUUGACGACGUCUACGAGCUGUGCGAGGUCAUUGGCAAAGGACCUUUCUCCAUCGUAAGGCGAUGCAUACACAGGGAGUCCAAUCAGCAGUUUGCCGUCAAAAUCGUUGAUGUGGCCAAGUUCACAGCGAGUCCUGGACUGAGCACAGCGGAUCUGAAGCGCGAGGCCACAAUAUGUCACAUGUUAAAGCAUCCGCACAUUGUGGAGCUGCUGGAGACGUACAGUUCCGAGGGAAUGCUUUACAUGGUCUUCGAGUUCAUGGAGGGCUCCGACUUGUGCUUCGAGGUUGUGCGGCGUGCUGUUGCCGGUUUUGUCUACAGCGAGGCGGUUGCUUGUCACUAUAUGCGGCAAAUCCUGGAGGCACUGCGCUAUUGUCACGAGAACGACAUCCUGCACAGGGAUGUGCGUCCCGCCUGCGCUCUCCUCGCCACCGUCGACAACUCGGCGCCGGUGAAACUUGGCGGCUUCGGAUCGGCCAUUCAGUUGCCCGGCACCCGGGAAACCAUAGAAACACACGGACGGGUAGGAUGUCCGCAUUAUAUGGCGCCAGAGGUGGUGACCAGGCGGCUUUACGGCAAAGGCUGCGAUGUUUGGGGUGCCGGAGUGAUGCUGCACGUCCUGCUUUCGGGCAGAUUGCCCUUCCUGGGAUCCGGAGUGAGGUUGCAGCAGUCAAUAGCUCGCGGUCGGUUAUCGUUUGAAGCACCGGAGUGGAAAUCAAUCUCGGCGAACGCCAAGGACUUGGUCAUGAAAAUGCUGGCCGCCAAUCCACAUCACAGACUCUCCAUCACCGAGGUGCUGGAUCAUCCAUGGAUACGGGACCGGGACAAACUACAGCGCACUCACCUGGCGGACACGGUGGAGGAAUUGAAGCGCUACAAUGCCCGGCGCAAGCUAAAGGGUGCUGUUCAGGCCAUCGCAGGAGGCACCAACAUGGAUCCGCUAUACGCCACCGAUGCGGACAUGCCCAUAACCGGCGCCACGGACGAGUGGGCCGACGAGGAAGCGGGCAUCGAGGCAGUGCAGCGCAUCUUGGACUGUCUGGACGACAUAUACUCGCUGCAGGACGCACACGUUGACGCCGAUGUGCUGCGGGACAUGCUGCGCGACAACAGGCUGCACCAGUUCCUGCAGCUAUUCGACAGGAUCGCGGCGACAGUGGUGACCAGCAAUGGCAGAGCACCGGCUGCCGAGGCCGUAGGCCGAUGUCGCGAUGUCCUGGAGCUGCUCUCAUCGACGUCCGGCGGCAACUCACUGGGCGGCAAGUAUGCCAAGGACGAGCUGUUGCAGCUACUGGCCGCCCCCCACAUGCAGGCUCUGCUCCAUAGCCACGAUGUGGUGGCCCGGGAUGUCUACGGGGAGGAGGCGCUGCGCGUCACCCCGCCCCCGAUGGUGCCCUACCUCAAUGGCGACGAGCUGGACAACGUCGAGGGCGGCGAACUGCAGCAUGUGACCCGGGUGCGACUGGUGCAGUUCCAAAAGAACACGGACGAGCCCAUGGGCAUCACGCUGAAGAUGACCGAGGACGGGCGGUGCAUUGUGGCCAGGAUUAUGCACGGCGGGAUGAUUCAUCGCCAGGCCACGCUGCACGUGGGCGACGAGAUACGAGAGAUCAACGGCCAGCCGGUGCAGCACCAGUCGGUUGGCCAAUUGCAACGAAUGCUGCGCGAGGCACGCGGUUCUGUUACCUUCAAGAUAGUUCCUUCGUACCGCAGCGCUCCGCCCCCCUGCGAGCUUUUCAGGAUCAGACCCGCUCCGGUGCUUAUAUUCGUGCGCGCCCAAUUCGAUUAUAAUCCGCUGGAUGAUGAGCUUAUACCCUGCGCCCAGGCGGGCAUAUCGUUCCAAGUGGGCGACAUACUGCAGAUCAUUAGCAAGGACGAUCAUCACUGGUGGCAGGCGCGACUGGACACGGUGGGCGGAUCGGCCGGACUGAUACCGUCGCCGGAGCUGCAGGAGUGGCGGAUCGCCUGCCAGACGGUCGACAAGACCAAGCAGGAGCAGGGAGAACCGGGUGCUGGAUGUUCCGCUCACGCAGAUGGGUGUGAUGGAUCAGCAGUUAACUGCUCCAUCUUCGGGCGCAAGAAGAAGCAAUGCCGGGACAAAUAUCUGGCCAAGCACAAUGCCAUCUUCGACACGCUCGAUGUGGUCACGUACGAGGAGGUUGUCAAGGUGCCAGUUGGCGACCCGAACUUUCAGCGCAAAACGUUGGUGCUCUUGGGUGCACAUGGGGUGGGCAGGCGACACAUCAAGAACACCUUGAUAUCGAAGUACCCCGACAAGUACGCCUAUCCCAUACCACAUACAACGAGACCUGCCAAACCCGAGGAGGAGAACGGACGCAGCUAUUACUUUGUCUCGCACGAUGAAAUGAUGGCGGACAUCGGUGCGAAUGAGUACUUGGAAUACGGCACCCACGAGGAUGCCAUGUAUGGUACCAAGUUGGACACCAUCCGACGGAUUCACACCGAGGGCAAGAUGGCCAUAUUGGAUGUGGAGCCGCAGGCACUGAAGAUACUCCGCACCGCCGAGUUCACGCCCUAUGUCGUGUUUAUAGCGGCGCCCUCACUGCAGAACAUAGCAGAUUACGACGGCAGCCUGGAGCGACUGGCCAAGGAGUCGGAGAUGCUGCGCCAGCUAUACGGUCACUUCUUCGAUCUGACGAUUGUGAACAACGACAUUAGCGAGACGAUUGCCACGCUGGAGACGGCCAUCGACCGGGUGCACACCACCCCGCAGUGGGUGCCCGUAUCCUGGCUGUACUGACAAGACAGCGAACUGGAAUGCCCCGACUGCCUCGAGGGCUGUGAAUGCGAGUGGGAAGCCUACACACAGGCCUCCAACGUAGCCCUAUACUGAGGCACAGAUGCAGAUGCGCACGACGAUGCAGAUACACGCCACAUCACCACACCACCACACCAUUAAAGUAUUACCAAGGCACAAGCAACAGCAACUGAAGAAGCAACACAGCAACCACUACGAGAGAUGACAGUCAGGACUGGAGGAUAGAAGGCGCCUGGCGCCGAGCUAUAUAAUUUAAGAAUAAAUGGGUAUUAUGGGAACUGCGGUCGCAACGCAAUGACAAAAGUGUGUGUUAAACGACAAACAACCAUUUGUAUUUGCCUCUUAUUUGUUUUCUGUUUUAACAGUAUGUUUAUUUUGUAUUAAUUUUAAUCGAUUGUAUUUGCCAUUCCAUGCUCAAUGUGUUAUAUUUUACGAUUAUUGUUUUGUUGUAUUUGUUUUAUUCAGCAUUUAGUCAAAAGAGCAUUAAACGCUUAUGUAAAUCUUGCACUUGUUAGUGUCUAAGUUAACUGGAGUUAGACAAAUCGAAACCGAAGCACUCCAAAUUGUUUUUACCUAAUGAUUAUUUCCGGUAAGAGUCUUGUGUGCAGGUAGGGCGUCGAACGAGUUAGUAAAUUAUAGAGAAACUACGUAAUUAAAUAUAAUUAAACAUAGACACAAGGAGACACAACAGCAAAAAGAACACGAAGAACAGAGAAAAAUAAACAAAUUACGAUGUGAGCAAUUUCAAGUGUUUCAAGCCAAGUAAGAACUAAUUAAUAACAUAUGGAAGAUCAACUGAAGACAGUGGUGAAGCAAAGUGCACGUUUUAAAUGCAAUAAAAAGAAAGGUAACAGAAAAACAAAAAAUAUAAUUAAUUCAGAUCACAACACUUACACACGGAGGAAAAAGGAAAAAAAAACAUAUAAAACCAAAAUACCAAAUUGUUGACGUUUAAUUGAAUUCCAUGAGAAACGAGUAAACCACAAAAAAAUGCAAUCAAACAUAAUAAAACAAAAAAUACAUAAUAAUAAUUGCAGCCGCGUUUAAUUCAAGCAAAAGCAAAGUAAACAAAUGGAAAAAACAUAGAGUGAGCACAAAACACACAUACUAACUGCAAUUACGAAUUAAAAUAAUUAGCGAAAGGAUGAGGAGAUUGCAGGUCAACGCAAAACAGGCAGAUAAACGUAUAAAUAUAUAUGACAAAAACAAGAUGAAAGUAGGAAAUUCAGAAAAUAUGUAUACACAACACAUAUAUAUAUUUUUCGAACAACUCAAACUCAGGUUGGAUACAUUGAAAAUCAGUCAAGUUCAAUAAGAAUAAUAUAGCGGAGCGCUUCCUUUUAACCCACAGCCAAAAACGAGAACUCAACAAGGAGACCCAAAACCGAAUCGAAUCGAAUAAGAUCCUAAGUCGCUUUGCAUUGAAUUGAAUUGAAUUGAAUUAAUCGUGAACCCACUGGCCCAGUAACCACCCAAGCAAGCAGCAGCUUCAAAUUUUCGAGAUACUUUACAAUGACACCGACAAACUGUCUUAGCAAUGAAGAAACCUGGCAUUUUUUUUAGUGCAGCUUCAUGAUCAGCAACCAGCGCUCAGUAUUUCCGCUUUUUCCCUCACCGUAGUCCUCACAUGGUAGAGAUUCAGUUCCGAAAGAAUAUUUGUAAUUUUAAAUUAGCUUCCCUAAUGACAUAGAGCUUCUGAGAUGGACGAAACAGAAACAGAAUUUAGACUACGACUGCGGAGUGCACUAGCAAUCACAUACUACAUGUAGUUGAUGAGCCCCAAGAACACGUAGUUACUUUGGGUUAAGAUCGAAUCGAGGAUAUGUCACACACACUGGAGAUCGAACUUAGUAGUUAACCAACACACAUUUGUAUACACGUGCCACACAAUUAUCUAGCUGUCCCUCAAAACAAUUUAAGCCUGAGCUUAUAUUCGAGCCCAACCACACGACCCACUUGAAUUUCCCAACCGCACACCACACAAGUUGAAGAACAUACUUAUAUCCAGAACAAUUCUAUGGUUUCAAAAUGGUUGAACAAUUUUGCAUAGAGUAUUAUCGUUAGACGCUGGGCUAUAACUUUUCGGUUCUGAGCGUGGAUGAAGAUGAGAUGAAGAUAGCAGCAAUGAAGUUAAGGAGAGGCAAUGCAAAUCAUAGAAGUAUCCCAAAAAAAGAAGAACAACCGAACCUACCCGAAAAACUGAAGAACUAACUACCUACCCACAACCACAAAUGCAGCCAAGUGGCCAAAUUAACUAAGUAUUAUACCUUAAAGCGAACGAUAGAUUGAACGAACGGACGAGACGAGGUGAGAUGAGAUGAGAUAGGAGGAGGAACCUUAUAGAAGACACGGCUUGAGAUGAUGUAUGUACAUUUUGAAGCUCCCCCAACCAGGCUAAGGGUGCCAGAAAACACCAAAAUCGAUGAAAUGAUUAGGAAAAGAAUGCUCAAAUCAAAAUCUUAUAUUUUACGGUAUUACAAUGAUUAGGAACGAUUGAAAUGAAUUGGAAAUGGGGGGUUAACAAAACGAUACCGACAGGAGUAUCCCGAGAUUGAGCUAGGAUUUCGAAGGAUUCGUUUCGUACUUUUACUUGAUCCUUUUUUCUUAGCCGAUGCGAGCAGAUUGUAGCUGUACUCUAAGAAUAAUUUCACACUAAGAUUAAGUAAAAAUUUAUUGUUGAUAUUACAUAAAAAAAAAGGAAAAGGAAGACGCAGAAGUGAGAUGAACACGGUCGCGUAAACCACAUGAAUUAGAAUUUUUCUCUAAUUUCAUAAGUCAAUGAUCAUUAUGAUGAUGAUGAUAUGAUACCGAGGGUAACGAUGGUGAAGAUGAGUUGAAAAUGCUUAUGAUCUCCAAUGUCAAUAUGUGUAGAUUGACGCGAUUUGAGCUAAUUGAGUGAAUUGUUAUUAUAAUAAUAAAUGAAGUGAAAUGAAUGGAUCGGCAGAUCGAUCGAUCGUUUGGGGCGCAGAAGGCCGCGGUGUUAGUAAAUAUCAUUUAAAAUAAAUGAUAAAAAUGUCAUUAUAUAUACAUAGUUUAAACAUGGGAUUAAUAAUAAUAAAUUAAAAUGAGAAAGAACCGACGAAACUGGAAUGAGAAUUAAAUAAAAACGAGUAAACACUGAAAUACCGAAUUUUAAAUACAUAAGUUUUGAAUCAUGCAUGCUGCAAAGACAAAGCAAAACCCACACAGAAACCGAAACAAAAGUAAUAAAAUGAACUUCUAUAUAUGAAAAGAGAAAAAUAUACGAGAGAUACAAUUUCAA